Molecule: messenger RNA, 1578 nt
Organism: Geodia barretti
Lineage: Eukaryota; Metazoa; Porifera; Demospongiae; Tetractinellida; Geodiidae
Source: the annotation of a GenBank genome assembly
AUGCCCAAGGUAUUAAUAACUGACAACAUUGCCUCCGAAGGCAUCGAGUUGCUCCAGAAAAACGUCCCCACCGACAUCAAGCGCGGCCUCACGCCGGAAGAACUCGUUGACAUCAUCGGCGAUUACGACGCCCUGGUCGUGCGUAGCGAAACCAAGGUAACCAGCCCGGUGAUCGAGGCCGGCCGUAACCUCAAGGUCGUCGCCCGCGCCGGUAUUGGCGUUGACAAUAUCGACCUCGACGCCGCCACCCGGGCCGGCAUCGCCGUGGUCAACGCUCCCAUUGGCAACACCGUGGCCGCCGCCGAACACACCCUCGCCCUCAUGCUCUCCCUUGCCCGCAACGUGCCGCAGGCCUACGCCUCCAUGAAGGAAGGACAGUGGCAGCGUUCGGCGUUUAUGGGCAUCGAGGUUCGCAACAAGACCCUGGGCAUCAUCGGGCUCGGACGCGUUGGUUCGGAAGUGGCCCGCCGCGCCAGUAGUUUCGGCAUGAGGCUGAUUGCCUUCGAUCCCUUCGUGGCCCCAGACUUCGCGGCUCGCCUGGGCGUAACCACCAUGACGCUGGAUGAGUUGCUGCCCCAGGCAGAUUUCAUCACAUUGCACACCCCGCUGACACCGGGAACCACCAAAAUGAUCAACAAAGAGCAACUGGCGAAGAUGAAACCCGGCGCCCGGCUCAUCAACGUCGCUCGCGGAGAGCUGGUGGAUGAAGACGCCCUGCUGCAAGCCCUGGAAAACGAACAGCUCGCCGGUGUUGCCCUCGACGUGUUCACCAACGAACCCCCCGGCGACCUUCCCCUGCUGCGCCAUCCACGCCUGAUGGCAACGCCCCAUCUGGGCGCGUCCACGCAGGAAGCCCAGCGCGAAGUCGCUAUCGAAGCCGCCGAGCAGGUAAUCGCCGUGCUCAACGGACAGCCGGCCCGCAACACCGUCAACGCCCCCUUCGUCCCGCCCGAGGUUCACGCCAUCCUGGCGCCCUACGUGCCGGUGGCCUCCAUGGUGGGCCGCCUGCUCACCAACAUGGCCCGCGGGCAAUUCAUCGGCGUAACGCUGCGCUAUCAGGGCGAAAUCGCCACCCACAACACGGCCAUCCUCAAGGCUGCUGCCCUCGUCGGUCUGUUGUCGCCUGUCAGUGGCGAAGUCGUCAACAUGAUCAACGCGCCGGUGCUGGCCCAGCAGCGCGGCCUGCAAAUAACCGAACAGACUUCAUCCGAUGGACUCGAAUACGCCAGCCUCAUAUCGGCCACGCUUCACACCACCGGCGACGACAUCACCAUCGCCGGCACUUCCCUCCGCGACGAGCCCCACCUGGUUCGCGUCAACGACUACUGGAUGGACGUUGCGCCGUCCACGCCCUACCUGCUGUUUGUGGACAACCAGGACCAGCCCGGCACAAUCGGCGCGGUGGGCACGGUGGCCGGCCGACGCAACAUCAACAUCAGCUUCAUGGAAGUUGGCCGGAUCGCGCCGCGUGGUCAGGCAAUGAUGGUUCUCGGCGUCGACGACCCGAUCUCCGCCGAUGCCCUCGACGAAAUCAUGGCCUUGCCGCAAAUCGACAACGCCCGGGUCGUUGCGAUGUAA